AUGUCAACGUCACGAAAGUUAAUUAUUGAAAAAUUUAUUAUUGCUGUCAAUGAUCCGAAACUUCCUGAUCUGGACAGCGUUCUCGAGAACGAUGUACAAAAAACAUUAAAUUCCAAAAUUGUUUACAACAAUAUUCAGGAAGCUCAAGAAUAUUAUAUUAAAGAACUAGAUGGUGAAUCAACAUCUCAAUGGACAAUUGUCGAAUGUGAACCAGAGGAUCCUAACAGUAAUACAUUACGUGCUCGAAUUUCACAUAACAAUAAGACAGCUGAUACUGUAUAUACGUUCAGUCCUGCUGAUAAAAUUCAACGUAUAGAUGUCAUUAACUAA
This is a messenger RNA of Rotaria sp. Silwood1, 330 nucleotides long. The record is from the annotation of a GenBank genome assembly. NCBI's taxonomy places the organism in Eukaryota, Metazoa, Rotifera, Eurotatoria, Philodinida, Philodinidae.